Messenger RNA from Neodiprion virginianus, 1023 nucleotides. Its product is annotated as helix-loop-helix protein delilah-like. The coding region runs from base 43 to 732 and encodes 229 amino acids. The transcript is spliced from 3 exons. NCBI's taxonomy places the organism in Eukaryota, Metazoa, Arthropoda, Insecta, Hymenoptera, Diprionidae. Gene Ontology annotation, molecular function: protein dimerization activity. The record is from RefSeq and is a predicted model, not a curated record.
UCUUAACAAAAUUGGACUGAUACGAAUGAUUGAAGAUUAAAGAUGAGUGGAUAUAAUUCUUUAGCAGGUUGUCACAAUCGAAGUGAAAAAUAUAGCUUAAGACCACGCAUUGGAGAUCGUACAAAAUUGAAAAUUGAACCAGAUAAAGGGAAGUGCGUUUUGGCUGGUACAAAUAACUCCUCCAGUUUCCAAACUAGUAAAAUGAACAUCAAAGAUAAUGCUAAACAAAAACCAGCAUUGUUGAGUAAGUACAGAAGAAAAACAGCAAACGCUAGAGAACGUUCAAGAAUGCGUGAAAUCAAUUUGGCGUUUGAAACAUUAAGGAAGGCCGUACCGUCUUACAUGCCUCAAUUAUUUUGUCCAGGUGACGGAUCCAAUGAAAAGUUGACAAAAAUUACGACGCUCCGUCUAGCUAUGAAGUACAUAACAAGGCUUACUGAAUUAUUACAUAAUGAUGAAUCCUACAUCACGGACGAAUGUGCUGAACUUAUGGAGCAGCAUCCCAUCAUUUUUCGUGAGACUGACACAUGCACACUCACUGCAUUGAAUUAUACAUCUACCUAUGACGUUCUUAACUCGCGUAAAUAUCUCAAUGAUGGUGGUAGUGACGGAGAAAGUUUACAUUCAGGAUCAGCGACAAUAGACAACAUAUUUGAGAGCUUUACCGAAACUUUGGUGCCGGAUGUGAAUUUUGACUUUACAGAAAGUUUUUUCAAUCCAGAGCUGGGUUAGGUCAUUAAAAACUUCAGUAAUUGUAUACACGAAAAUGAAAAUACAACGCAAACGAGUAAAAGAUAUAUUCAGCACACGAUAUGAUAUAUAUUAUCAACUUACAAUUAAUGAAGGAAAAAUCUGCGUAUUUGAGAGUGAUAAGUAAAAUACUUGAACUUGAACCAGUUGUGCAAUUAGGGAGAUACUUUAUGUUGAUGGAAUUAUUUGUAUGAUACGAAUCAGCUCACACUGAUGUCCAAGUAUAACAUAAUUAUAUAUCAUGCAUAAUAUUGCUCCAAGACUAACAAAAUC